AUGAUAAGAUACAAAAAUUAUUUUUAGAAUAAAGAAGAAGCUCUCGAUCUUGAUCAUAAGAAAGAUAAUCAUGUAAAAGACAUAUAUUCUACUUUAGAAAAAUGUGCUAAUUGCUCAAUUUUGAAACUUGAUCUUGAGGGUAGUGUAAUUGAUGCAAUUAGUACAUCGUACUUAGGUUCUUCUUUAGGAAAAUGCACUAAUCUAUCAAAUUUGAUGCUUAAUCUUAACUUCGGUUGUAUUGGUGAUUAAGGUGUAUAAGACUUAGGUUCUGGUUUAAGAAAGUGUGCUAAUCUCUCAAAUUUGGCACUUUGUCUUCAAAACAAUUAAAUCUCUGGUGUAGGUGCAUCAGGCUUAGGUUCUGAUUUAGGAUAGUGCACUAAUCUCUCAAAUAUGGAACUUUGUCUUUCAGAAAAUUAAAUUGGUGAUAAAGGUGCAUCAGGCAUAGGCUUUUGUUUAAGAAAAUGCACUAAUCUCUAAAAUUUAACACUUGAUCUUGUUAAUAAUAAUAUUCGUGCAAAUGGUGCAUCAGGUUUAGGCUCUGGCUUAGGAAAGUGCACUAACCUCUCAAAUUUAAAACUUCAAAUUCAUGAAAAUCAAAUCGGUGAAGAAGGUGCAUCAGGCUUAGGUUUUGGUUUAGGAUAGUGCACUAGUCUCUAAAAUUUGAAAAUUCGUCUUGAGGUUAAUGAAAUUGGUAAAGGUGCAUCAGGCUUAGGUUCUGGUUUAGGAUAAUCCACUAAUCUCUCAAGUUUGACACUUCAUCUUUGGGGAAAUAAAAUUGGUGAUCAAGGUUCAUCAGGCUUUGGUUUUGGUUUAGGAUAAAGCACUAAUAUAUCAAGUUUGAUUCUUGAUCUUAUGAAAAACUAAAUUGGUGUAAUUGGUGCGUAAGGCUUAGGCUCUGGUUUAGGAAAGUGCACUAAUCUCUCAAAUUUAACACUUAACCUUAAUUUUAAUUAAAUUGGCGCUAUUGGGGCAUCAGGCUUAGGUUCUGAUUUAGGAAAAUGCACUAACCUCUCAAAUUUAACACUUAAUCUUAAUUAGAAUGAAAUAGGUGAUGCAGGUGCAUCAGGCUUAGGUUCUGGUUUAGGAAAGUUCACUAAUCUCUCAAAUUUGACACUUAAUCUUUGUUAUAAUGAAAUUGGUGCAACUGGAGCAUCAAGCUUAGGUUCUAAUUUAGGAAAAUGCACUAAAAUCUCAAAUUUGAUGCUUAAUCUUGAAGGUAAUCAAAUUGGUGAUGUAGGUGCAUUAGGCUUAGUUUCUGGUUUAAGAGAGUGCACUAAUCUAUCAAAUUUGGCACUUCGUCUUAAUUAGAACGAAAUUGGUGAUGCUGGUGCAUUAGGCUUAGUUUCUAGCCUAAGAGAGUGCACUUAUAUAUCAAAUUUGAUGCUUCAUCUUGAUAAAAAUAAUAUUCAUCAAAUUGGUGCAUCAAGCUUAGGCUCUUGUUUAGGAGAGUUCACUAAUCUAUCAAAUUUAGCACUUUAUCUUAGGACUAAUGAAAUUGAUGCAACUGGUGCAUCAGACUUGGGUUCUGGUUUAGGGAAAUGCACUAAUCUCUCAAAUUUAACACUUCAUCUUUCUUAUGACGAAAUUGGUGAUGUAGGUGCACUAGGCUUAGUUUCUGGUUUAAGAGAGUGUACUAAUCUAUUAAAUUUGAUCCUUCUUCUUGAGAUCUAAAAAUAUGAUAAACCAUAAUUAUUGAAAGUAAGAAGCAAAUCACUCAAAUCAAAAAGAUUAGUUAUCUUAAAGAUAGAGCAUUGGUGA
Messenger RNA from Tetrahymena thermophila SB210, 1758 nucleotides. RefSeq names its product kinase domain protein. Gene Ontology annotation, biological process: activation of GTPase activity; nucleocytoplasmic transport. Gene Ontology annotation, molecular function: GTPase activator activity; small GTPase binding. Gene Ontology annotation, cellular component: perinuclear region of cytoplasm; nucleus; cytosol. NCBI's taxonomy places the organism in Eukaryota, Ciliophora, Oligohymenophorea, Hymenostomatida, Tetrahymenidae. The record is from RefSeq and is a predicted model, not a curated record. The transcript has 21 exons.